UCGGAUAAUAACAAGUUUCUAAACGUUUGCAUCGACAAUUCGACAUUGAAUUUGAAGUUCAACCAAAAAAAAAAAUCGUAGAGUUGUUCGCGAACUGUGUUUCGCAAUAAAAUAUAUAAAAUUAAACAAUAAUCAUGCUAUCCAGCUUCAGGUCUGGAGUUCAGGGAUUGUGGAGGGCGUCUUGCAGAGCUAUCCAAACAACAGUAAAUUUGCAACAUGAUAGCUUAUUUGUACACCGAGACACUCCCGAGGAUAACCCUAGUAUCCCAUUCGAAUUUACGCCCGAAAAUCAUAAGCGUGCCGAGGCCCUCUUGGCCAUAUACCCUGAAGGCCACAAGAGAGCAGCUAUGAUUCCUUUACUAGACCUGGCACAGCGUCAAAAUGGUGGCUGGCUCCCGAUAUCCGCUAUGCACAAGGUAGCUGAGCUAUUGAACCUACCUCGCAUGAGGGUGUAUGAGGUGGCUACAUUCUAUACCAUGUUUAUAAGGCGACCAAUUGGUAAAUAUCAUGUCCAAGUCUGUACGACAACACCUUGCUGGUUACGAGGCUCCGAUGCAGUACUUAAUGCUAUUAAAGAAGCUACUGGUUGUGAAGUCGGUGGAAAUAGCCCUUGUGGAAAAUUCUCUGUAUCUGAGGUUGAAUGCUUAGGUGCUUGCGUUAAUGCACCCAUGAUACAAGUCAACGAUGAUUAUUAUGAAGAUUUAACUGUUGAGGAUACAAAGGAGAUAAUUAACAAGCUAAAGAAAGAUGAAAAGCCAAAACCAGGACCGAGGAGUGGAAGAUAUGCAGCAGAACCCCUUGGGGGACUUACGUCUUUAACUGAAGAGCCAACGGGCCCUGGCUUCGGUCUACAAGAAGGACUCAAAGCCUAAACAAUCUGUUGUGUAAAUUAUAAUUUUAAUAGGGAUAUUUAAAUAAAAUCAUGUUAGAUAAAA
Melitaea cinxia (Glanville fritillary) is the source of this 935-nucleotide messenger RNA. It is a transcript of the gene ND-24, whose product is annotated as NADH dehydrogenase [ubiquinone] flavoprotein 2, mitochondrial. Gene Ontology annotation, biological process: mitochondrial electron transport, NADH to ubiquinone. Gene Ontology annotation, molecular function: NADH dehydrogenase activity. The transcript is spliced from 7 exons. The record is from RefSeq and is a predicted model, not a curated record. The coding region runs from base 135 to 872 and encodes 245 amino acids. NCBI's taxonomy places the organism in Eukaryota, Metazoa, Arthropoda, Insecta, Lepidoptera, Nymphalidae.